This is a messenger RNA of Pocillopora verrucosa, 2691 nucleotides long. The record is from RefSeq and is a predicted model, not a curated record. NCBI's taxonomy places the organism in Eukaryota, Metazoa, Cnidaria, Anthozoa, Scleractinia, Pocilloporidae.
AUGGCUUCGUCGCCCGGGAAAGACACAGAACAUCGUCGGUGGUUGGUGGUUGGUACUGUUCUCAACAGAGUUCUUAUGCCGUAUCUCAGAAAUAAGAUUCAACAGGAAAUGAAACCAUUUUACCAGCAUCUGUUGGCAAAGUAUGGAUUAGACGAGCAAUUCUAUCCGACUCACCUGAAGACUAUUCCACCGACCACCCUGAAGCUAAACUACGAAAGUAUCAACAAUAACGCCGACCUGGGUCGAGACACACAUCGCUUUGACUAUUGUGUAAAGGAUGAAGUGCCAUUGGCUAAGUUGUUCAUGAAACCUUUCAUGGCACAUUUCGAUGCAUUUGAUUCCUCUUUUGAUGCCUCGGCGGCUCUGGCUGUUCUUUGCUGUGCUCCGCCAUUCAGCUCUGCAGCGCCGUCAGCUGAACUUGUAAGAUCUGAAGUACGAAAUGAGUGGGCCCAUUGCGACUAUGCGUCAUGGACGGAAGUGAAAUACAAUACAUGUUUUGAUCGAAUGGAGACCUUAGUUGAAGACUUGGGAUUUGCCCCAGCAGGAAAAACAGAGCUCCUCGCUGAGCUACAGUUGUGGAGGAAGCAUGGGUUAGAAUUCUGCGUUGGUAAGCCACUAAAUGACACAUUCCUCAGUGUCAUACGCGAUGAAAUUGUAGCGCUUUCCGAAACAAUGACCAAUCGGCUGGAAGAAAAGAUCGAUAGCAUACGUGAAAUGUUUGAGGCAAUAUUACAUGAAUUGAGCAAAAGCAGACAUGAAAAACAACCAGCAAGACAAGACCUGGAAAAAACUUCUUGCAAAAUUUUGGAAGUCAAAACGCCGGCGAUGCAGAACAGUUGGGAAACACUGCUUUCAAGGAAAGUCAAUGUUUCCGUGGCACAUAAUAAAUCUGUAAUAUUUGAUGCGCCAGAUCGAAACAAGUGGUUUACAGGAAGACAAAAAGAGCUAGAAUCGCUUGAAAGGUGCCUUCCUCUAGAAAAGAGCCAUCACGAAUUUAGGAUGGCGGCCAUUUGUGGUCUUGGUGGAUGUGGAAAAACGACCUUAGCAGCUCAAUUCGCUUGGAAGUAUAAACCACAAUACGAGGGAGGCGUAUUUUGGUUCUCCAUGGAGAAUGAAGAGAAAUUUGAAAGUUGUGUGAAUGACCUGGCGUUACGUUUAGGACUGAUGGAGAACUCAUCAGAUUUUACACUGACGCAAAUUCUAAUGUUUAUAUCUCGGCAAGAAAAGCUGUGGCUAAUGGUUCUCGAUAACGUCGACCAACCACUACUUUCUCUGAAAAUGCGUAAAGCUUUGACAGGAAUAUGGAAAAGGGAGUCAAACGGUCACAUGCUGAUAACAACAAGGCGUGAAAAGAAAGAAAUUUGUCAAUGUGUGGAUCUCGACACAAGUUGUUGUGUAGAAGUCUUCUCUUUCUCUCCUGACGAAGCAAAAGAGUUCCUUUUAAGUCGUUCAAGCGGUGAAAAUAUUUCAGACCAGGAGGAUACGCUAAAUGAGCUGGUUGUUGAGCUUGGUUGUCUUCCUCUUGCUUUGGAGCAGGCUGGUGCACAUAUCAGAUCUCUUCAGUGCCCUAUAAGUAAAUAUCUAACCGAAUACAAACUCGAACGUUUGCAGCUUUUGAGUCAACGUCACGCAAAUCCCUCGAGGGAGUAUGAUUCCUUGAAUCGUCUUUCCGUCCACACCACAUGGCUGAUGAACUUUGACUUCGUGAAGAGCUCAAAAUUUGGAGACAUUGCAACCAGGUUCGUACAUGCAGCUGCUUUCCUUAAUCCAGAUGAAAUCCAUGAAGGACUUAUAAGUGCAGAGCUCUUGUCUCCUGACGUCCCAGAUGCCGGAAAGAAAAGGGAACUUCCCCUGACAAAUAGCCACAUAGUAGAAGUUUUGACAAAGUUUUCACUUUUCCAGAGGAAGUCUGUUGGAUGCAUGAGGCUACAUCGCGUGGUACAGCAGGUUAUUCGUGGUACAAUGCCAUCAGGAGAAAUCGCAAAGGCAAUGUGUACAACAUUUAAGUUGCUGAAGAAUGCCGCUUUGUCAGUUGGUCAAUCAGCAACAGAUCUGUCCGUUUUCUCUAUUAUUCGUCAUUGGUUGGCAUUGAAGCGACAUAUGGAGCAGCAUGUCGAAGCUAAGCCGGAUGGCUUUGAAACCAAAGAAUUAAUGAGAUUGUUAAACAGAGGUGCUACAGAAAUAGUGUUUGCAGUAACUCAUACCCUAGAAGGGUCAACGCAAACUUUAAAAAAUCGUCGUAGAUUGUCAGCACUCCUCGAUGGUGAUUACGAUACGUGGCUGGGUGAACGAGAGCAAGAGCAUGAAGAAUUAAGAAGAAAGAGUGGCACAUCAUUGCCCGAAAAAUCGCCCCCAGGAACGCCCUUACAAUGGCCCUCGUGUUCGUCCACAGUAUUUCUUUCGGGAACGUCUAUAAUACGGCGCUUUGGGGGGGAUUUCCCCCAAGUUAAUCCCUCAAGACCGCCCCCAAGACAGUCCCUAAGACCGUCCCCAAGACCGUCCCCAAGACCGUCCCCAAGACCGUCCCCAAGACCGUCCCCAAGACCGUCCCCAAGACCGUCCCCAAGACCGUCCCCAAGACCGUCCCCAAGACCGUCCCCAAGACCGUCCCCAAGACCGUCCCCAAGACCGUCCCCAAGACCGUCCCCAAGACCGUCCCCAGGACCGUCCCCAAGACCGUCCCCAAGAUAG